Molecule: messenger RNA, 1005 nt
Organism: Linum trigynum
Lineage: Eukaryota; Viridiplantae; Streptophyta; Magnoliopsida; Malpighiales; Linaceae
Source: the annotation of a GenBank genome assembly
ACAAUUGUGUAUCUAAGGGGAAAUUUCUGCAUAUCUUGCCAUUCCCUGUUCAUGAUCUUGUUUUGCGGGCCAUGGCAGAGGAUCCAGACAGACAUGGGUACUUGAACUUCACCCUCCCUUGGCAGGAAACUUGUUACCAAACUUUAAAAAGAAAGAAGAUAGGAGAAGCCAGAUACAUUCAUUGGCCGACCCUCGAGCAAAUACACAGAGAUGGGGCAGUCCGUGAGCUACUUUCCACAAGGAGGUGGAGUACACUAUUUGCCAUUCAAGAGCCAAUAUAUGCCAACUCAUGAGGUAGUAUAUAUGCACAAUGACCGUCAACGCUGUUGCAGCUGCCAACGAUUGGGAUGCACCAGAUACAAUCACGUUCAGACUCAUGAAUGAGUCCUACUCUCUUAGCUUUACUGAGUUCAGCCUUCGUGGCGGUCUCUACAGUAAUGACUACGUCACCAUGGAGGAGUACAAAACGCUCCCGCUGGAAGAUCCGAAGACAGAUAUUGGUGUUGCCGCCAUUUGGGAGGAGAUCGCGCCUUCUAAUACAGACACUUCUAAUCCGACGAUAAGCAAUGCAAGCGAUAUGGUAUUCCACAUCAGGUACAUCCACCACAUCUUGGCUUAUUCCUUUUGUGACCGAGGAAACGCCCAUGGAGUUGUCACUCUGCGAGAUAUUUUCUACCUCGACUCCAUGCUGCAUCAGAUGGUAUUUGGCUCGAUACCAGUUUCGGGAGAGGUGCAUAGGGCACAUCAGGAGUCGGAGUCCACCCGACCAUUACCGAGCUCUACCAACUGAACCAACAGAUAUUUCAUCAACAACAUGAGAUCUUGAGGCAAAACACCCAGAUACUCCGCCAGGAACAGGAGCAGCAUGACUAGCAUGUUACCCUCUCCGAGGAGGUCACUAGGCUCAGCGACACUACUGAGUGGCUGACCUACAACAUGCGUGACUACUGGUCACAUCACAACUGGGUCCCUCCUGACACACCUGAUGACGGAUAACCAGGACAC